This is a messenger RNA of Girardinichthys multiradiatus, 767 nucleotides long. RefSeq names its product deoxyuridine triphosphatase (gene dut). Gene Ontology annotation, molecular function: dUTP diphosphatase activity; magnesium ion binding. The coding region runs from base 79 to 681 and encodes 200 amino acids. Gene Ontology annotation, biological process: dUMP biosynthetic process; dUTP catabolic process. The transcript has 7 exons. NCBI's taxonomy places the organism in Eukaryota, Metazoa, Chordata, Actinopteri, Cyprinodontiformes, Goodeidae. The record is from RefSeq and is a predicted model, not a curated record.
GUUGGCUUGCCAUAUCAAUCCACUGGCAGGACACGAGCUGAUGUAAGCUGUAUAUCGGUGGUUGUUAGGAAACGAAUUAUGAAAGCAAUACAUUUCAGAGUCAAGGACCUUCAGCAAUGCUUGUCGGUGUUUAAAGCUACUCCGCGUUUGUUGGAUAGACAGUUUCACACGCAGAUGCUCCCAAAAAACAAAGAUGUAUCUGCAGUUUCUCCAUCCAAAAGAGCAAGGACAGAAACAAAGCCUGAAGAAGAAAAAAGCGUGCUUAGGUUUUCUAAGCUUUCGGAGCAUGCCACAACACCUACACGAGGUUCUGCAAAAGCAGCAGGGUUUGACCUCUACAGUGCUUAUGAUUACUCUAUCGGUCCUCUGGAUAAGGCAAUCGUAAAGACAGACAUUCAGAUUGCUAUUCCUCAUGGCUGUUACGGCAGAGUUGCUCCAAGAUCUGGACUGGCAGCUAAACACUUUAUUGAUGUCGGCGCUGGUGUUGUAGAUGAAGACUACCGGGGGAAUUUAGGUGUUGUGCUCUUCAACUUUGGCAAGGAAACAUUUGAAGUGAAAAAGGGUGACAGAGUUGCUCAGCUGGUGUGUGAGAAGAUCUGCUACCCAGAUCUGGUGGAGGAAGAGACACUUGAUGAAACUGACCGUGGUGCUGGAGGCUUUGGAUCUACUGGGCGCAACUAAAAGCUCCAAAUGUUACUGGAUUAGGAGUAAAUUGUUCAUAUUAAGGUUAUAAAAAUAAGGUGCUAAUAAACUUCUUUUGAUAGAAA